Messenger RNA from Penicillium vulpinum, 801 nucleotides. Its product is annotated as class I SAM-dependent methyltransferase. Gene Ontology annotation, biological process: sterol biosynthetic process. NCBI's taxonomy places the organism in Eukaryota, Fungi, Ascomycota, Eurotiomycetes, Eurotiales, Aspergillaceae. Gene Ontology annotation, molecular function: sterol 24-C-methyltransferase activity. The transcript has a single exon. Gene Ontology annotation, cellular component: endoplasmic reticulum. Bases 1 to 801 code for a protein of 266 amino acids. The record is from RefSeq and is a predicted model, not a curated record.
AUGCCUCAAGUCUACACGACAGACCACUCAACCUCAGUCCUUCGCACGCACAGCUGGCGCACAGUCUCCAACUCUGCGCCAUACCUGCUCCCACAUCUAAAACCAGAUAUGAAAAUCCUAGAUGUGGGCUGCGGACCUGGCUCAAUCACCAUUUCUUUAGCAAAACAGGUCCCAUCUGGACAUGUCACGGGCGUGGAAUACGUGUCCGAUCCGCUAGAAGGUGCGCGUGCGCUUGCGCAAGCUGAAGGCGUGUCAAACAUUACCUUCCAAGAAGGAAACAUCAAUGCUCUGCCAUUCGAGGACAAUACAUUUGACAUGGUACAUGCACACCAGGUUCUGCAGCACAUUUCUGAUCCAGUUCAUGCGCUAAAGGAAAUGCGGCGAGUCGCUAAGGACGGCGGCAUUGUUGCAUGCCGCGAAUCGGCGGAGUUGGCCUGGUAUCCCGAGUCUGUGGGGAUCGCUAAGUGGCGCGAGGUUACGGAGCGCAUGCAACUUGCGAAAGGUGGCAGUCCACAUCCUGGGAGGAUGAUUCAUGUUUGGGCGCGAAAGGCGGGGUUUGAUAGUAGGAGUGUGAAGAGGAGUGCGGGGGCUUGGUGCUUUGGGAGUGAUGAGGAGAGGGCAUAUUGGGGCGGAUCAAUGGAGGAGAGGGCUCGAUCUUCUGGGUUUGCGAAGAAUGUUGUCGAGGAGGGCUUUGCAGAGCCGGAUGAUUUGGAAGUUAUCGCAAGGGGAUGGAGGCAGUUUGUGGAAGAUGAAGAUGCAUGGUUUGGUUUAUUGCACGGGGAGAUAUUGUGUUGGAAGUAA